GAGGUGGUGGCGGGUACGUGGGGGGUUGGACAAUCGUACCCUAGGUGUGUGCAUGUGUGGGUGUGGCACGUUUCUAUAAGUGGGGCUACCAAACGGAGUGAUAACUUGAAUAAAACACACUCUUCAGAAAUUGUCCGAAUUUAAGCUCAAACUUGAAACUCAAAUCAUUAAAACUUGUUAUUUCAAUAGGAAGCUAAGAGACACCCCAAAGUAAGAAACAAACCAAGAGAUGAACAAUUACGUACUAUAACAGAUUACAUCUAUACGUAAGGGACAUAGUACUACUUCCAUAUCAUUAACUACAUAGUAUUGUGCUGUAGAUAAAAUGGUAUCAGUCUUUGCGUAACUUCUUUUUAUAUAUCGAGACAGCUUUUCAAAAAACAAUUUCUCCAAGGAAAAAAAAAGGAUAUCAAAAUGAUGAAAUAUUUUGCUGUUUUAUGCCUUCUUUGCGUUCUGCCAAAGUCUUCACAUCAAGAUACAUUAUGUCGCCGUCAAAUGGAUUUAGUUUUUGUCAUUGAUGGGUCCAACAGCUUGGGAGAAUAUAACUUUAACUUGGUACUACAAAAUGUAUCUAAAGCGGUCGAAGAGACAUUGACCAUUGGACCAAACGACACAAGAGUAGGUGUUGUGGUUUACAGUAAAACUGUAACGGCAGUUAUUCAGCUCCAGACCAACAGCAGCCAAUUUAAAAGUGAAAUACUUCAAAUAGAUUAUCCGGACCAGACGACAGCCACUGACCUGGGGAUCGAAAAGGCUGUGGAAAUCCUGUUGUCCCAGAGGCGUAACGUGCCAAUGACCAUGAUGAUCAUUACAGACGGUGUCUCCGACAACAGAACUAGUACUGUGUCAAAAGCUGCAAAUGCCAAAAAAAAAGGCAUCGACAUUUGGGUAGUGGGUGUAGGCAAGGGACUAGAUGUGGACGAGUUGAACUCCAUAGCAACAAAUGGAGCUAAUCAGACAUUUUUUAUCAAAGACUUCAAAGAUUUCGGACUGCAGCUUCAGAAUGUGACGAUAGUGACUUGUGUGAAUACAAAGAUUCCAGUGUGUCGUCGUCCCAUAGAUCUCGUAUUUGUGAUAGAUGGCUCCAACAGUUUGGGCGAAUAUAACUUCAAUUUGAUAAUUCAGACAGUAUCUAACGCUGUGAACAGUUUAGUUGUAGGUCCAAACGACACAAGAAUAGGCGCAGUCUUGUACAGCAGAACAGUAACUAACUUUAUACCACUGCAGACUAACGCAAAACUAUUCAUUGACUACAUACUUCAAUUUGAAUACCCUGACGAGACGACGGCAACAGAUCUUGGUAUAACCAAAGCGGUUGAACUCUUGACCUCACAGAAACGUAACGUCCCGAUGACCAUGAUAAUAAUAACCGACGGAGAGUCGGAUAACAGAACUAAAACCAAACAAGAAGCAGAGUCCGCAAAGUCUAAAGGCAUCAACAUCUGGGGGGUUGGGGUUGGCAAGGGACUUGAUAUGACAGAGUUGGACAACCUGGCAACCAAUGGAGCUCAACAGACUGCGUUCAUCCAGGAUUUCAAAGAAUUCUCUAUUCAGCUUGAAAAUUUAACCAGCACUGCUUGUAAUAAAAUAGAAGUUCCAGUUUGUCGUCGUCCGAUAGAUCUCGUGUUUGUGAUAGAUGGCUCCAACAGUCUAGGAGAAGACAAUUUCAAUUUGAUCAUUAAAACUGUCUCAGAAUCUGUGAAUAGCCUUGUCAUUGGGCCAAAUGACACUAGAGUAGGCGCAGUGCUCUACAGUAGAAAUGUCACCAGUUUUAUACAACUAGUAACAGAUGUUGAUGCUUUUAAGAAAGCCAUACUUGGCUUUCAAUACCCGGAUGAAACAACAGCUACAGAUCUUGGCAUAGAGAAGGCGGUGGAUCUCCUGACGUCACAGAAACGUAAUGUCCCAAUGACGAUGAUAAUAAUAACAGAUGGGGAAUCUGACAACAGAACCAAAACCAAAUUGCAGGCAGAGUCCGCCAAGUCUAAAGGCAUCAACAUCUGGGGAGUUGGCGUGGGCAAAGGGCUUGAUAUGACAGAGUUGGACAACCUGGCAACCAAUGGAGCCCAACAGACAGUUUUUAUCGGUGAUUUUCAAGAAUUUGCAGUCCAGUUGGAAAAUUUAACCAGCGCAGCCUGUAACAAAAUAGAAGUUCCAGUUUGUAGUCGUCCAAUAGACCUCGUGUUUGUGAUAGAUGGCUCCAACAGUCUAGGAGAAGACAACUUCAAUUUGAUCAUUAGAACUGUCUCAGAAGCUGUAAAUAGUCUUGCUAUUGGACCAAACGACACGAGAGUAGGCGCAGUACUUUACAGUAGAACUGUCACCAACUUCAUUCAGCUAGUAUCAGAUGUCGAUGUUUUUAAGAAAGCCAUACUUGGUUUUCAAUACCCGGAUGAGACAACAGCAACAUUUCUUGGCAUAGCCAAAGCGGUAGAGCUGUUGACGUCACAGAAACGUAACGUACCCAUGGCAAUGAUGAUAAUAACUGAUGGAGAGUCAAACAACAGAACCUUGACCAAACAAGAAGCAGAGGCAGCCAAGUCUAAAGGGAUCAACAUCUGGGGAGUUGGCGUGGGAAAAGGGCUUGAUAUGACAGAGUUGGACAACCUCGCAACCAAUGGAGCCCAACAGACGGUAUUUAUUGAAGAUUUUAAUCAGUUUACUGCCCAGUUUGAGAAUCUGACCAGCUCAGCGUGUAACAAGAUAGAAACCUCUGUCUGCCGAAGUCCAAUGGAUCUCAUGUUUGUCAUUGAUGGCUCCAACAGUCUAGGAGAAGAUAAUUUUAACCGAAUCUUAUCAACUGUAUCUACUGCUGUCAACAGUCUGGUUUUAGGCCCAAAUGACACACGAGUUGGGGCUGUGCUGUACAGUAGAAUUGUCAACACAUAUAUUGACCUAAUAACAGAUGUAGCCAUAUUUCGACAAGCUGUACUCAGCUUGCAAUACCCUGACGAGAACACGGCUACAGAUCUCGGGAUAGCGAAGGCUGUGGAGCUGCUGACGUCACAGAAACGAAACGUCCCGAUGACCAUAAUAAUAAUAACCGACGGGGAGUCCAACAACAGGACUAAAACCAAACAACAGGCAGAGGCGGCGAAAGCUAAAGGCAUCAACAUCUGGGGUGUUGGAGUGGGUAAAGGACUUGAUAUGACAGAGUUGAACAACCUGGCCACUAACGGAGAUCAACAGACAGUUUUUAUUGAAGACUUUCAACAGUUCACUAAUCAGCUGGAAAAUUUAACCACAGCGGCAUGCAAUAGAAUAGAAAUAGUUGCCACAACAGUUGUAACGCCAGAUGUAUUUGAUAGAGACAUCAGUGUUUGUUAUAAUUACCUGGACCUCGUGCUGGUCAUCGAUGGCUCCAAUAGUAUCGGUGAAGCGAUCUUCAUCAACGCGCUCAACACUAUUGCUAAAGCUGUUAACACUUUAGAAUUCGGAGACAACUACACAAGAGUUGGCGUCAUUGUCUACGGGGAUGCAGUCACUGGAACUUUAAAUUUUCAGUCCAACAUUAGUGACUUUCAGAGAGAAGUGGUGGCGUUUGAAUAUCCUGACACACAGACACGAACAGAUUUAGGAAUCAAAGCGGCUGUUGCAAUGCUGAGCUCUAGUAUCAGAUUUAACGUUUCUAAAGCCAUAAUGAUCAUCACAGAUGGACAAUCUACAAUAAUAGAUGAGACCAAACAUCAAGCAGACGUGGCCAAGAGCAGAGGUAUCGACAUAUGGGGAGUGGGGGUCGGUGACAAAGCCGACAUGAAUGAGUUGGCAACUCUAACAACUAACGGAGCCCAACAGGCUUUCAAAAUCGGAUCUUAUGAUGAUCUUUCUAUACGGAUGAAAAAUCUGACAAGACAAGUGUGUGAUGAAACAGUUGUUCUUCCUACAUACGAGCCACCAACAACACCAUCCCCGACAACACCUACAACAACUACUGCAUCUACAACUACAAUUACGACUACCACAACACCUACAACAACACCAACCACUACCACGACAACGCCAACCACUACCACGACAAUGCCAACCACUACCACGACAACGCCAACCACUACCACUACAACGCCAACCACUACCACUACAACUCCAACAACUACGACCACAACAACAACCACAACUACUACAACACCAACGACUACCACAACGCCAACAACUACCACUACUACACCAUCCACAACUACUACAACGACAACCACCACAACACCAACUACUACCACAACAACACCAACCACUACCACAACAACACAAACCACUUCCACAACAACACCAACCACUACCACAACAACACCAACUACUACCACAACAACACCAACCACUACCACAACACCAACCACUACCACAACAACACCAACCACUACCACAACAACAACAACCACUACCACAACAACACCCACCACUACCACAACAACACCCACCACAACUACUACAACACCAACCACAACUACCACCAAACCAACAACGACUACAACAACGCCAACAACUACCACGACAACGCCAACCACUACCACGACAACGCCAACCACUACCACGACAAUGCCAACCACGACAACCACAACGCCAACCACUACAACACCAACCACAACUACCACCACGACAGCUACGACAAGAACAACCACUACGACACCAUCCACUACGACCACAGCGUCAACCACCACAACAACAGCUCCCACCACCACCUUAACUACAACAGUGGCAUUAACUACAACAGCCAUUAUUAAAAGACCUGCUGGGCCCCCAAUUAAAGACCCGUGUGAAGGAGGCGCAUUUAUCAAUGACGUUGCUCAUCUUCCUUAUCCUGAUGAUUGUUCCAAGGUGAUUCAGUGCUAUCACAACCCUCGCACCAACAAAACCUUGAUGGUCAUUAGACGAUGUCCUCUAGGACAGUUUUGGGACCAAGAGACCUUAGACUGUGCCCCAAGCUGGAAAGUUAGCUGCCCGUUCGAUAAAUGCCAAAAGACUUGUAAGUUGGAUCCCCUCUGGGACUACUCUAUAGCAGAGGAACAUGGGGCAAUGACCUACCAAAUGGUCGGAAGCCGGAGAGGCUACUACGCUUGCCACGAAGGGAAAUCAUUCCCCAAAUGCUGCCCGCGAAACUUUGUCUAUGUCAGGGGCGUAGGUUGUCAGCUGAGUUACGGGGCAUGUGAGAAGUGUGGGCCCGAGGACACGUGCAGUAAUGGAGUCACUUUGUGUGAGAAAGUCCCAGUGUGGGAGAACCAAAGGACGUACCAGGUGUUGACCCAGGUCAUAGGUCACUUCCCAGUGUCCUGCAUCUACGCUGAUUUUAACAUAGUAGACUGCGGCUGUAACGUGAGGACCUUAAGUGAGCAACUCCAGAACACGCCAACUUGCUCACCUUACUUCCAGAGCAACACAACUUCAAACUGUACAGAUCAGAUCAUUGAAGUGCCUGUUAUACGAAGACAGUCUGAAACAAGUCCAGUGACUCUCAAAUUUUCAUUGAGCCUCUCUUCGCCACAUUUUCGCAUCGUGUCUGCCCCAGAGUCCAAAUGUCAUGAUGACUUUACUCUGAAAAUCUGGGGAGACGAAGAGACAAUUAACGUCGUUGUCGGCAACAAGCGAGACAGAGACAGGGGUCUCUCUAAGGCAACUGUCUUGUGGCAGACUGCAACAGGUGAUGUGAGUCUAGUGAUUGUAUUCCACAAUGGGUUGAUGACUCUCGGAGUGACACAAGACAGUUACGAGGUUGUCACUACAGUUGAAGCGCCUCUGGAAGGUAAAUGUCAGGAUUGCGUGCAUCGUUUUAUGAUGUCCUCAAAGUUCCAAGAUACAUGUCCGUUAACUAAGAUACAGCUUUUCGACUGUCUUCAUUAUUUCAACAAUAUCUACACACCAAGUUAAAGGUGAUACAUGAUGUAGCAUUGAAAAUGUUGGAAUGUGUUAGAAAAACAAUAAAAAGAAAAUACUAUUUUA
Messenger RNA from Biomphalaria glabrata, 5928 nucleotides. RefSeq names its product collagen alpha-6(VI) chain-like. Lineage: Eukaryota; Metazoa; Mollusca; Gastropoda; Planorbidae. Bases 415 to 5856 code for a protein of 1813 amino acids. The transcript has 43 exons. Gene Ontology annotation, molecular function: chitin binding. The record is from RefSeq and is a predicted model, not a curated record. Gene Ontology annotation, cellular component: extracellular region.